GUCUCCAACCUUUUCGGGAAGGGGAGUUUGGACUGUUUGGAGUAGCGUGGACUCCUGCCGCCCUGGACGGCGGACCUCCCGACUCUCCGCGAGAGCACACGGGACGAGGGGUCCUCUCUCUCAAAUGAUACGGCGCGAACUGGCUCGGGUUCGCGGAGCGACGCGCUCUGGUGCGACACUUCGCGGCACGUCGCCGUGAAGGGAUGCGCGUUCGCGGAACCAUCGAAUCGCGAUCGCCGCCGCGUUCUCUGGGAAACGAGAGGACAUCUCCCUUCUGCCUCUCCCUCCGUUCCUCCCACCCGCCCUUCCUCCCCCCGUCUCUCUCAGAUUCAUCCCGAUCGUCCGUCGUCGUCGGUGACUCGCGUUGGAAGGUGGAGAGCACGACGGGACGAGAGGAGGCACCUCGGUCCCCGUCGACAUGGCCGUCGUCGAGGAGUUCGAUUACCUGUGCCGCCUGUGCGCGACCAAGACAGGCAUCCUGAUGGGCCUGCCGAUAUUCGAGGCCGGCGAUCAGAUGCGCAACAUCGACAAGAAGAUAGCGGCCUGCCUGCCGGUGCAGGUGUCGUUGACAGAUCAACUGCCCAAAGUGGUCUGCCAAGAUUGCGCGUACAAGCUGGAUCAGUUGUUUGAUUUCCGUGAGAAAUGUCUACACACGGAAAGGAUGUUCAUGGAGAUGCUGAAGGAGAUUGUCAAGGACGAGAUCGUGCACAUAACCGAGCACGAUCUGGCAAGCGUGAGUGACAUGGGCACAAUUCCGAGGAACCUGAAUAGCAUACAGAUUAAUAACGACAACGUACAAAGCCAUUCGGCUCACGAGGCCGCGGAAUCCACCAUGCAUACGAUGCAAGUGAUGGACGAGAUGGACCUGGCCGGUGGCGAACAAGUGGUUACUCAGGAAGAGAUGGGUCAACAGGACGCAGAUAUACAAGGCAUUGACUGUCUAGACGGUGAUACCGUGAGGAUGGUCGAUGAACACAUGCGAGAAGUUUCAAAUCAUCAGAUCACAAUGCACUUGGAUAGCGAUAUGACUGUAGUGGGAAACCUGGAUGGCCACUUGAGUCAAUUAGGGAUAAAUUAUGUUACUUCUAUCAAUCCUGAGGAUCAGAGCCAAGAGCAGAUUGUGCAUUACUGUGAAAAUGUAAAAUACGAGACGGAUCCGAUAAAACAGGAAUACCACAGAUUGCAAGACAGAUUAACCACGGAAGAGCCGCAGCACGUACUAAAAAAUGAUGUAUCAGUAGAUAAUUUCGUCUCCCCCCAAGGUGAAACGGAAAGUGAAAUAGAGGAAUCAUGCAUGAACGAAAAUGGAACUCACGAACACGUGGACUCCGUGAAUUUACCAUCCACGAGUCAGAUAAAUGGCGUACCUUGCGAAAUAAUGGUUAAAUACACGAAGAGAACGAAGAACGCGUUAUUGGAAUCUACGCUUAGCAAUCCUACUAUAGACGAGACCGGUUCGCACUGGUACGUGUGCCCGUUUUGCAACGAAGCAGCAUUGGAGACGGCCAAUCUAGCCGCGCAUUUCGAGCAGCACUUCUGCUGCUGUUCCUGCGGCCUAUAUUUUACCAAUGUCGAGGUAUUAAAUCUACAUAAGGAGCAGUGCGAUGUAUAUAAAACUGAGGUGGUAGUCGAUAAGGAGAAGAAGGACGUGCAGUUGAACGCAGUGGUGUCGUCGCAAGAGAGCAAUGACAAUCAGGAGGGGCCGAAGAAACAGUCGACGGCGCGACGGAAGUGGACCGCGAAGGUGUGCACGGAAUGCGGCAAGCAGUACAAGUCGAAUUACAAGCUGCAGGAGCACAUGCGCAAGCACACGGGCGAGAAGCCGUUUCAGUGCACGACCUGCGAGAAGGCGUUUCGCAGCAAGAUCGGCCUCGCGCAGCACAUGGCCACGCACACGGGCCAGUUCGACUACAACUGCUCCACGUGCGGCAAGGGAUUCCAGUGCAAGAGCUAUCUCAUUGUGCACCAGAGGGUGCACUCGGACCUGAAGCCGUACUCGUGCACCAAGUGCAGUCAGAACUUCAAGACGAAGCAGUCGCUGCUGGACCACGAGAACCGUCACCUCGGCGUGAAGCCGUACAUGUGCGAGAUCUGCGGCCGCGGCUUCAUCACCAAGGGCCUCUGCAAGAGCCACCAGAAGAUACACUCCGGCACCGACAAUCGCCAGUACCCGUGCGCGGUCUGCAACAAGAUGUUCGUCAGCAAGAGCUACCUGAACACGCACUUGCGCAUACACACGGGCGAGAAGCCGUAUCUGUGCGAGGUCUGCGGCAAGGGUUUCCUCACGCGGGUCGACCUCAGGAUCCACUCGACCAUGCACACCGGCGAGAAGAGCUUCAAAUGCGAGAUAUGCGGCAAGGUGUUCGCGCGACGCGCGGCGCUGCGCUGCCAUCGACGCUCGCACACGGGCGAGCGCCCGUACAGAUGCGACGUCUGCGGCAAAACGUUCACGCAGUUCAGCCCGAUGGCGAUUCACAAGCGCCUGCACACCGGUGAGCGGCCGUACGAGUGCGACGAGUGCGGCAAGGCCUUCGUGUCCCGAUCGACCAUGAUGUCUCACAGAAAGAAGCAUCACGUCACCGCGAGCACCGCGCAAAAGGAUGCGGUGUCUGUGCCGCACAACGAGGACGCCGAGGUCAAGAUCAUCCUCUCGUCCGACAUCAUAGUCAGAGAGUCGCACGAAGGGAUCCAAAUUGCAGAUUGAAGUUACGAGUGGUAAUCAGUGGCAAUGACGUACGAAUCCUGGCGAACUGCGUUCCGGCGCGCAGUUUGGGUGCUAAAGAAAUUUCAUUCGCAUUUGUUAGAACAAAUUUCAUUGAACUGCUUUCAUCACCAUAGUGUAUUCUGUCUCAAUGUACAUUUUCAAAAACUUUAUAUAAAGAUAUUUUUACAGCGUAGUUUUUGUGGUAAAUGAAGAUUGAAAGUUAUAUUGAAUUAUAUUGAAAUGCAGCAUGCCUUUGUAUAUUCAACGAUACCAUCUCUUUUAUUUUUUUUUCGUGGCAUCAUACUGUAAUUCCAGAGCCUGUAAAUACAAAUCUUUUAUAUCCAA
This is a messenger RNA of Wasmannia auropunctata (little fire ant), 3049 nucleotides long. RefSeq names its product zinc finger protein 436-like. Gene Ontology annotation, molecular function: DNA-binding transcription factor activity, RNA polymerase II-specific; zinc ion binding; RNA polymerase II cis-regulatory region sequence-specific DNA binding. NCBI's taxonomy places the organism in Eukaryota, Metazoa, Arthropoda, Insecta, Hymenoptera, Formicidae. The record is from RefSeq and is a predicted model, not a curated record. Bases 419 to 2704 code for a protein of 761 amino acids. Gene Ontology annotation, cellular component: nucleus. The transcript has 4 exons. Gene Ontology annotation, biological process: regulation of transcription by RNA polymerase II.